This is a messenger RNA of Debaryomyces fabryi, 966 nucleotides long. RefSeq names its product Big1p (gene BIG1). Bases 1 to 966 code for a protein of 321 amino acids. Gene Ontology annotation, biological process: (1->6)-beta-D-glucan biosynthetic process; fungal-type cell wall biogenesis. The transcript has a single exon. NCBI's taxonomy places the organism in Eukaryota, Fungi, Ascomycota, Pichiomycetes, Serinales, Debaryomycetaceae. Gene Ontology annotation, cellular component: endoplasmic reticulum membrane. The record is from RefSeq and is a predicted model, not a curated record.
AUGUUUAUCAGUAUAAGGCGAUUAGUAGUACUAAUAGCCAUCACUCAACUAGUUGCUUCAUUUAAUGCUGUUCCAGUGUUAGUAGCAUCGCAUCGGUUGGCAAAAGGGUUGAAAGAAGAACUCAGCGGUAGCGGUCCACAGACACCUGAGAGGGCUACCAAUUUAAUUAAACGCUUGGUCACAGAAUGCAGUUCCGAUGAAUAUCUAGUAAUAAAUCAGCCAGGAUUAAUUUUGGAAGAUAUGACUGUGAAGGAGUCGGAAAAUUGGCCGUUUUUGAGACGAUACCUCACGAUGGCUUCCAGUGUAGUGGGAAUACCCUGGGUCAGAGGCACGUUGGAUUUGGAUUUUAUUGAGCAGUAUAUUAUCAGCACCUGUCAUGCAGAGUCUAUGAAUGUGGUUCAUGACGAUGACCAAGAGGUGGAGCAGUAUAUUGACACAAGAACCAGAGUCAUUAAGAUUGACCUUAGUGAGCUCCCACCAAGAGACGACUUGGAAUUGAGAUAUUCGGUGAUACGAGAACAUGACGAGCUUAUUAGGAAGAUUAUAAGAAAAUUGCCAUCUCCCCAUUAUACGAUUAUUCUUACGUCUAAUAUGCCGCAACACGUCCACCCAAUUCCAAAUACUGUGGUAGAAUCCCAACCUGAAAAGUACCAGAUAUUUCACGAUUUGGUUAAUGAGCCAUCGCGUGAACUAGAAAUCGAAAGAAACGAUAGGUUUCAUAAAACGGUCGAACCAUAUUGGUCCCCGGACAGAAAUACCGUUAAGAGAUACAUGGAAAAUAAAAAGAAGGAUGAAAUACAUUUUUUUGACUAUGACUUAUGGACAAGGAAUGAAAAAUUGAUAUUGACUAUAAUAGUCAUGUUGUUAACAUUAUUUACAUUUCAAUUAACGAAGUUUGUCAAGGUAUUGACUGAAACAGUUUUCAAAAGGGAUAAAGGAUUAAUUACGCAUACAAAGUCCGAUUAA